UCAUCAGGUUUUCCGCGUGCCUCUCGCAGCGCAACAUCACUUGUGGGUGGAUUCCGUUGUCACUGACAACAACCCCUAAAUCAAAGCAUGAGGAUCGGUAUUACAUCACAGGCUCGUGCUGGGCUGGGUCUGGCCACUUCGCCAGGUGUAAUCACAGGCUUUUCUCGUGGGAACUCCCUUGAAGAGGCUUUUCCUGCGGUGAGCUUUCACGCAUCCAUCGCCCCGGGAUAUAAUGAAGGAAUCCUACAGAUGACACUUUGCGUUUGGGACGGAAACUCUGAGUUUAUUGAUUUCAUUCCCGGUGAAAUUUGUCCAAAGAUCUGCCAUGCGGAGAACACCUCGUUCACAAAUUUCGUGCUUGGAUUCUUCUGUGUUUUCUCCAGUUCUGACUCGUCGAGAGUUUGUUCUUCUGCUGCUGUCAUGUCUUAUUUUAUUGCCCCGUUUGCAGUGUGCUAGAUCGCGCAAGCAGCCACCUGGUAUUGAAAUUUUUGUGUCUGGACAGUCUAAUACUGUAACUCAGAAAGUUCUCACAACAGAUGGCAAAGAGUGCAAGUUUCCUUUUCGCUUUGGUGGGACGAUUUAUCACCAGUGUAUCUCUAAGAACUCUAAGCAGGCCUGGUGUUCUCUAACACACAACUUUGACCGUGACCAGAAGUGGGGAUACUGCAGUUCACCCACACGGCUGUUUAAUGGGUUUCUUCCUCCACGUCAGGGUCGGGGUCUCUGCCGGCAAAACCCGUGUUUGAAUGGGGGUGUUUGUGCCAUGAACACUCACCUGGACUCAUUUGAUUGUGUGUGUCCUGAUGGCUUUACUGGAGCUCUGUGUGAAAAAAAGAAGUGCUACGAGCCGCUGCGUCUGAAGCACUAUGACAUUGGAGAAUCGUGGGGACGGAUCUACCAGCGAAGCGUAGAGAUGUGCACGUGCCUUGGUGGGGAGGUCAGCUGCGAGCGUGCACGUUACACGGUGUGUUUGCGAAAUCUCUGUGAAAAUGACGGAGUCUGUAGAAUGAUUGAGGCCACUGGUGAAGAGGUGUGUGGGUGCAAAUCUGGAUAUAUUGGACAAUACUGUAAUAUCAACCCACGAGAGCAGUGUUACCGUGAUUCAGGUGCACAGUAUCGUGGUGUAGCCAAUGCCACCGUCUCUGGAUCAUCCUGCCUGCCGUGGAACUCGGAUCUGUUGUUCAGUGAGCUGACAGUAGAUACAGUGGACAGCGCCCCCCUCAGGGGCCUCGGAGAACAUGCUUUCUGCAGGAACCCUGAUCAAGAUAAGCUGCCGUGGUGUUACACAAUGAUGGAGAGAGCCAUUUCCUGGGAGUACUGCGACAUCCAGCCCUGCUCAAAACAACCAUCUUCCCGCAGAGGUCCUUUCAUGACUGCUGUACCACGGCCGCCCCGCACCCCUGCCAGGACACCGGUGUGUGGUAAGAGGCACAGGAAACGGAUCAGUCGGGGUCGUAUCCUGGGUGGGACGUCCGCAUUGCCUGGCGCUCACCCUUGGAUGGCAGCGUUGUACAUCAGAGAUGAGUUCUGCGCGGGAACGCUGGUUUCUGCCUGCUGGAUCGUAUCCGCGGCCCACUGCUUCCUGCGCAAUCCAUUGCGGUCACAGAUUCGGGUUGUUCUUGGCCAGCAUUACUUUAACGACACCGGCUCGAACACCAGGACGUUUGGUGUUGAGGACUAUAUUCUGUACCCUCGUUAUACUCAGUUCCAGCCGACCUUAAAUGAUAUUGUCUUACUGAAGCUGAAGAAGGUCAACGGACGCUGCGCUCAGAAAACACCUUUCAUCAGGCCGAUCUGCCUUCCAGGGAAAGGCACAACGUUCCCGGAUCACUUCUGCUGUAAGAUCUCGGGCUGGGGUCAUAUGAGUGAAAAGGCAAACUCAUAUUCAGACCUGAUCGAGGGAGUGGUGAAGAUUAUUCCGUUUGACCAGUGUUCGAGUCCAGAAGUGUAUGGAUCAGAGGUCCGGUCGGGGAUGCUGUGUGCCGGGAGUGACUCCUGUGUGGACGCCUGCCAGGGAGACUCCGGCGGUCCUUUAGCAUGUGAGUGUGACGGUGUGAGUUUCCUUUACGGCAUCAUCAGUUGGGGGGACGGAUGUGGACGGUCAGGAAAACCAGGCGUUUAUACCCUCGUGCCCAAAUAUUCUGACUGGAUAAACAGCGUCAUCAAAAGAUCCAGGAAAACAACAUCAGCUAACAGAAUAAAGAUAAACAUUUCCAUCGGGAAUCAAUGCCAAAGACAACCCAUAAAUCAACUGUGACUUUAUUAUUAAUGUAUUAGUUUACACUUUCCAUUACAGUGUUCAUGUUACUGAGUAAUACUAAUGAACUUAAGUGUUAUUAAUGCUAUUGUAUUUAUAUUAACAAGCAAUAUUGUGACAUGUACACACUGUA
Molecule: messenger RNA, 2390 nt
Organism: Rhinichthys klamathensis goyatoka
Lineage: Eukaryota; Metazoa; Chordata; Actinopteri; Cypriniformes; Leuciscidae
Gene: hgfac
Product: hepatocyte growth factor activator
Exons: 14
Coding region: 326-2257 (643 amino acids)
Biological process (GO): zymogen activation; blood coagulation
Cellular component (GO): extracellular region
Molecular function (GO): serine-type endopeptidase activity
Source: RefSeq, a predicted model, not a curated record